Messenger RNA from Medioppia subpectinata, 381 nucleotides. Lineage: Eukaryota; Metazoa; Arthropoda; Arachnida; Sarcoptiformes; Oppiidae. The record is from the annotation of a GenBank genome assembly.
AUGGAUUUGUGUUUAAUUAUAUACAAUAUAUACAAUAAGGGACCAAAACCUCUGCCUAUAUUUGGGAAUUUGCUGUCGUAUUUCAUAACAGCGCGACCACAUCUGGCCGUCCAGUGGCAGAAAUUAUAUGGCACUGUAUAUGGGAUCUAUUCGGGAAACAGACCGGUGCUAAUAGUGGCCGAACCGGAGCUCAUAAAACAGAUUUGUGUGAAAGACUUUAACGUCUUCACUGAUCGCAACACUAACACCAGAAGGCAUCCGAUUCUGAGCCGCCAUUUGGUGGCCGAAAGCGGCGACGACUGGAAACGGAUCCGAUCUAUAGUGACGCCGACGUUCAGCUCCGGGAAGAUGAAGAAAAUGCUUUCGGCAAUAAUAACAUAG